CAGAUACUAUUAUUUAUCUUUACAUACUCAAUAUUUGGAAGCAAUUAAUACUAAUGACCAAUUUGAAAUUAGUUUAAUGAUAUUUAUUAGAAUUUGGAAAAAAUUUUUACCAAGUAUCAAAAAAUUAACUCCACAUAGUGAUUUAUGUUUAAAAUAUAAAGAUAUAAGACUUAAUGCAAAUUAUUUGUCAAUUGAAGAAAAAGAAACUAAAGUUUUAGAAUAG
This is a messenger RNA of Dentiscutata heterogama, 223 nucleotides long. The record is from the annotation of a GenBank genome assembly. NCBI's taxonomy places the organism in Eukaryota, Fungi, Glomeromycota, Glomeromycetes, Diversisporales, Gigasporaceae.